This is a messenger RNA of Trichogramma pretiosum, 1945 nucleotides long. It is a transcript of the gene Cox10, whose product is annotated as protoheme IX farnesyltransferase, mitochondrial. Gene Ontology annotation, biological process: heme biosynthetic process. NCBI's taxonomy places the organism in Eukaryota, Metazoa, Arthropoda, Insecta, Hymenoptera, Trichogrammatidae. The transcript is spliced from 7 exons. Bases 571 to 1839 code for a protein of 422 amino acids. Gene Ontology annotation, cellular component: mitochondrial membrane; mitochondrion. Gene Ontology annotation, molecular function: protoheme IX farnesyltransferase activity. The record is from RefSeq and is a predicted model, not a curated record.
UGCGCUGCGCGCGAGGGAGAGAUAUCGCCGUCGCGGCAGCACACACAACGCACACACCAACGCGGGGCCCCGCGAAUCUGUGUAGCGGGCGACGAAACCCCGCGCCUGGCGACAUCUAUCGCCCGGCCUCGGACUGUUGGUGUACGCGGUCAGUGAGUGACGGUACAUACAGCGACUUUUUAAAAUGGCGCGGCCCUAUUAAAAACCCACGCCUGCGCGCCCAAGCCAACUGGCCUUUUUCCCCCCGCCCCGCCGCCUUGCAACUUUUCUUCUGCUGCGCCGUCGCGGCUUCCACUUUUUGACGUCCCAGUUGCUACUGCUAAGAAUGCUGUCAUAACCUCGAAUUAUUCUCUACAGUGCACUCUUGAUAGUUCGUUCGUCGACGUCGUCGUCGUCAUUCGUGUGCACUGCACGAGAAUUAUGCAACGAGAACUCCGUUGACAACGAAAACCAACGGUUCAGGUGCCGUGUUAUCGUUGCGGCGCGAGAUCCUGUCAUUGCUCCGAAUUACCACUUGAUUGUUUCACAGGAUGAUAGGGAUAGGCUGUUAGUUGCAGACAAUUAUUAAACAUGAUAUUAGCUUUUCAAGCUUCAACCAGAUUUUGUCAAAAGAUAACAUGUCUUACUCAGACAAAAUUCAUUGGUGUCACAUACGCUGCCAGUGCAGCUCAACCAAAACACAAGACUCCAAGGUUCAGAGAACCACCAAUUAUCAUCGUAGGAGAAAAAAGUAAAUUUCGACAUGUUGUUGAUGUUAAAACAAUUAUUCCCCCAAACAUUGAAAACCCAUAUCUAAAGAAAGAAAGUGUAACUUCAAGUGAUAAUGUAAAUAAUGAAGUGAGCAAACCACAGAUGUGGAAAUGGGGUAAACUUGAAGUAGAUCCUACCCAACUUCACAAGUACUGUUUGAUGCUAUCUAAAUUUAGAUUAACAUCUCUAGUUGUCAUCACAGCAAUGGGUGGUUAUGCACUUGCUCCUGGAGCAUUUGAAGUAUACAACUUCUUGGCUUGCUCUUUGGGUACAGGAUUAGUUUCAGCUGCUGCUAAUGCUGUGAAUCAAUCUAUGGAAGUUCCUUAUGAUGCCCAAAUGGCUCGAACCAAAAAUCGUGUUCUAGUCAGAGGAUUACUUGCUCCAAAACAUGCACUUGUAUUUGCUGCAAUUUCUGGCGUAGCUGGUAUUACUCUUCUAGCCGACGUUAACACCCUGACAGCAGUGCUUGGAGGUGCUAAUUUGUUACUGUACACAUCAAUUUACACACCUUUGAAACGUAUUAGUAUUCUCAACACAUGGGUUGGUUCAGUUGUUGGAGCAGUACCUCCAUUGAUGGGAUGGGCCGCCUGCGUCGGAACAAUAGCCUCGCCUGGUGCAUGGAUAAUGUCUGGUAUGUUAUUCGCUUGGCAAUUUCCUCACUUCAACGCUCUGUCAUGGAACUUGAGGCCCGAUUACUCUAAAGCCGGUUAUAGAAUGAUGGCCGUUAGUAAUCCAGAUUUAUGUCGAAGGACGUCGUUUCGCUAUACUGUGUUGUUGACUGCACUUUCUUAUCUCGCACCUGCACUGGAUGUUACGAAUUGGUGGUUCGCGGUAGCUUCUACACCACUGAAUGCGUACUUUCUCUAUCUUGCAUGGGAAUUCAACAGAGAAGGUGAUGCUAGGACGUCACGACGAUUGUUUAGGUUUUCGUUGUUACACUUGCCAAUUUUAAUGACGUUAAUGUUGUUGAGCAAAAAACACUGGUUUGUCAGUAAUGACAAAACGGAAAGUACACAAAUUAAAGAUGUUAACGAAAAAAACCAAUUGCUUGAAGCAAUGUCUAGGGUGAUACAUUCGACGUCUGCGUAAGAUUGUUGACGAAACUAUAAAUUGACGAAAUCAUACGCAACUGUUUUCGAGCCUGUAAAAUAAAUAGUCAAUUGACUCUUGUAAAAAUCUUGUACAAUAAUGUUAA